ACUCUCCAGGUUUCCAUUUCUGGCUGAGACCUGCUGAGCUGCCAGGCUGCCAACCAGCAAAAAAUAAAUAAAUACACCCUCGAACGAAACCUACUCUCCCCUUCCACCUGAGAGAGUAAUCUACGAGCUGGAAAGAAUGAGAAACUACCCCUUCUGAAUCCUGUCCGGCGAAAAGGAAAAAUUCCUGGUUCCAACUCCUGCUGUUUGUUUGAUUCUGGGGAGCGUCUCGCUUGCUCCUAUUUAUUUUCUUAUGGAAAUUUGGAAGGUCAAGGGCAGAGGUGAAGGAAGCCGGGUGUCCAAAGGCUAGAGGGAAAGCAUCAGCCAAGCCGGGAUUUCAAAGCCGCCGGAACAUUUAAGCAUUUAAGCUUGAAUGCCACUGUCUGCUGCUCCCCGCCUGUUUCUGAAAGUUCGGGGAAGGAAAGAAACUUGAGCAAACUUUCUUCAUCCUAUCCAGGAAUAUAUUUUUUUUUACUCCACUGAGAUGAGCUGAUGGGUACGCUGGGAAACUGAAUGCCGGUGUUUAAAGACAGUUAAGGCCAAAGGACUCUUGGGUGGUGGUUGUUGUCUCUUUAAGUCGCAAAGGGAAACUGUUCACGAGGAAUUGAGAAGAAGCUAGGAAGGGCCUUAUUUGCUGCUAGUUUUUCCUUAAACUCAGGGAUACACCUCACUAAAUUAUUUCAUUAAAUUAUCCACCUUUUUUAUUUAUUUUGGGCGGACAUUCCCCUCCUCCUCGGACCAGGGAUCAUGGCUUUCUCUCAGGUCCAGUGCCUCGAUGACAGUCAUGUCAACUGGCGCUCCAGCGAAUCCAAGCCGGAGUUCUUCUACAGCGAAGAGCAGAGGCUGGCGCUGGAGGCGCUGGCGUCGAAAGGGCCAGAUGCCUUCUACGAGGUCCUCAAGAAGGAGAACAUCAGGGACUUCCUUUCGGAGCUGGAGCUCAAGAAGAUUUUGGAUACACUGGAGACCUACGACCCCGGCUCGGAGUUCAUCCCCCGAGGGGAUGAUGGUGGGGUCGACCUCAGCAGCCAGAACGGCGAGCAGGACCAAGUGCCUUCUUUGGAAUACUGGCCGCAGAGAUCCGACCGGUCCAUUCCACAGCUGGACCUCGGGUGGCCGGAGACCAUCGCUUACCGUGGGGUGACCAGAGCUACUGUCUACAUGCAGCCGCCUAUUGACUGCCAGCCUCACAUCAAGGAAGUCGUCCGCAAGAUGAUCUUCCAGGCUCAGAAGGUGAGAGUUGCCCUUUGAAUGCUGCGUUUGGGGGUGGGUGGUUAGAGAGCUCCCCUCUUGCCCAACCGAAACAUCCCUUUUGUCUCCUCCAGAGGUUUGCCUAGAGGAUGGUGCACAGGCAAGUCUGGUCUGUUCCAGAAUGAGCUCAUCCUGUCUGUACUUAUUGCUGGUGUUGGUGGCAGAUAAGGUCUGCGGCACUGAUCCAAUCUCCCCAAGGAAUGAGAGGGGGAGCAAGUCACUUGGGGCAGUUGCUGCUGGUUCAAAGUGACGGGAAAAUGGGGACAAAGAUGAUCAGGAGCUCACUAUGCCGGGGGGUUUUCCCCCUCCUCUCACAUGUUGGUCAUUGAGGCCACCGAAAGCCGUAGGCUCUUAUUCUCAGGGCCGUGGGUUUGAGCCCCGCUUUGGGCAAAAGAUUCCUACACCCUUGUGGUCCCACCCAACUCUACAGUUUUAUGAUUCUAUGAAAUGGGGUGGAGAGGUGGGAUGGAUGGCAGAGAGAAGACUCAGUCUUGCUUCUGGUACUUUGACCAUCUGAUGAGCUCCCCAGAAAGUAAUUUACGUAGCCUUUACCAUUCUGCUCAGUGAUCAGCACUCUGGGGUACAAACCUAUCAGGAAAGGAGCAGCUUCUGAUCUGUAAACGUGGCUCCCCAACUGCAGAUACGCGUGGUUAUUCGGUGGUGAAAGGCACUCUGUAUGUCAAGCACGUGCAAAGUCCAGCCCGGGGGCCUAAUCCGGCCCCCACCAGUCGGUUUAACCCUAAAAUCCUUUGGGGUAAAAUUGGGGGGGAAGUUAACAACUUUGGUCAGCCCUCACGCAUGUCCCUCUUUGAAAAAAGUUUGGACACCCCUGUUGUAUGUGCCCAGUGGCACUCUUUUCAUCACUAGUACAGUGGUACCUCAGGUUACAGACACUUCAGGUUUCAGACUCUGCUAACCCAGAAAUAGUACCUCGGGUUAAGAACUUUGCUUCAGGAUGAGAACAGAAAUCGUGCUCCGGUGGCGCGGCAGCAGCAGGAGGCCCCAUUAGCUAAAAUGGUGCCUCAGGUUAAGAACAGUUUCAGGUUAAGAACGGACCUACAGAACGAAUUAAGUUCUUAGCCCGAGGUACCACUGUACUCUCUUCACACAGUCCUAGCCAGAACCCCAGCCACAGUUCCAAGCUUAAACAAUGGUUGAAAUCAAACCGUCCUUUCCUUCUUAGAACACAGAACAGAAGCAGCCCGAUUAGUUGCAAUUAGAAAAUCUGGCGUGUGAAGCCUGGAAGAGGAGGAAAGGCAGCCUUUCAUCCCAGGCCUUUUCUGCAUCAGUAUGCAGCCGAAGAGCGCCAGUGUGGCUCAGUGUCCUGGGGCCGCUUGAAUCUCAGUUUCCCCAUCUGUAAAAUGGGAGUAACAGUGACCUACUUCUCAGGCUGCUGCAAGCACGGGCAAGAUGAACGGCUGCUCAUGUAAAAUCCGACAUCAACCGCGAACAGUUUCAAUCCAUGCUGCAACCCACAGAAAACAGAAACAGUCUCGUCGUGCCUAAGCUUUACUGAUAUCACACUCCAAAAGCUCCUCCUGUUUUUGCUUGAUCAGUUUCAGCUUGGAUAGUAGCAGUGGGGGUGGAAUAACCUCCGUGCCUGAAAUCCAUCUUCAAACUUUAGGGAAGACUGGCUCUCAGUAACCUAGCCAAAUCUAGCUGGAAUAAAACUAUAUUUCCGUUGCAACAGGGGUAAUAAGCCUGGUGCCUUCCAUAGGUUAAGAGAAUAAGAGGAGCCUGCUAAAUCAGGCCAGUGGCCCGUCUAGUGCAGAAUCCUGUUCUCACAGUCGCCAACCAGAUGCCUAUGGGGAAACCCACAAGUGGGACCCGAGCGCAAAAGCAUCAUUUUCCCCUCCCGUGGUUUCCAGCAACCACAUUUCAGAAGCAUUACUGCCUCCAACCAUGGAGGCAGAUACUGUUGGACUCCACCUCUCACCAUCCCUUCCCAUUGGACAGGCUGGCUAGGGCUAAUGGGAGUCGAGAGUGCAUUGCAGAGGGUUGGACUAAAUGACCCUCAGGGGUCCCUUUCCAGCUCUACAGUUCUAUGAUUCUAACCUCUAGAGAGCACCGCCACUGGCUGCUACUCCAGCGGCAUUUUGUAAAGGGAUGGGGCAGCGAGGAUAACUGUUAGGAAACCAAGAUCGGUGGUUAAGGGUGUUUUAACUCAUGGCAGAGAAGGCUGGUUCAGGGCUUAGACACAUUUAAAUUUCACCUGCUCAUUCCAGACACAAUCUGCACUUCAAAGCUCCGUGUAUGAGCACUCUUUGUUUUUCCCCUCCAGAGAUUUCCCCCAUGAGAACCCGGUCUUUAAAGCUCCAUUGGAGCAAAUGGCUAUCUGUGGGAAACCCCAAUUGAUGUUUGUUCUGAAUGAGCGCUAAGGAACGAGAUUCCACAGGGCAAAAAUAAAACCAAACACUCAGAACACAGAGCUUUCGAGGGCAGACCUAUGCUUGGGCAAAAUGUAAGGGUGGAGAAGCCCUCUCACAUGUACACCCCUCACACUUGGUGACUGGAGCGUCAAAGGGCUGCUUGCGCAUGAAAAUGAAGCAUCCCAGGUCACCUCACACAUUCUGCUUUGGCACAAUGGUCACUUCACACAUUCAGCUGCCAGUCAUCUGGUGCUGAUGAGAAACUAAAUUAUAGAGCCCUGGUUUAUUUUCUGCAGAAACAUCAUGCAUAUUAUUACUGUGCUUGGCUUGUUAGAAUACAUACCAAGGGACGGGUGUCAUGUGGCCCUCCAGAUGUAGCUUGUCUGUCUCCUAUGAUGCCUGAGCACUAGACACUCUGGCUGGCGACGAUAGGAAUUUGAGUCCCACAGCAACUAGAAGGCCACAGGUUCCCCAUCCCUGAUAUAGACCAUAACAGAAUAUAACCACAAAGGAUAGCUCGGUCUGUAAGUAUUUGCCAUGCUUACACACUAUCCAUGUUCGGGGCAGCAUAUAUCAGAGCACCAGAUGCUGCAAACAGCUAGCAUGUGAUGACCUUUUGACAAAGUGGACUCUGGCCCAUGAAAGAGUAUUCCACAAUUAAUUUACUGGUCUUUAAAGGUGCUAGCAAGGGACGCAGGUGGCGCUGUGGGUUAAACCAAGGAGCCUAGGACUUGCCAAUCAGAAGGUCGGCGGUUCGAAUCCCCGCGACGGGGUGAGCUCCCGUUGUUGGGUCCCUGCUUCUGCCAACCUAGCAGUUCGAAAGCACGUCAAAGUGCAAGUAGAUAAAUAGGUACCGCUCCGGCGGGAAGGUAAACGGUAUUUCCAUGCGCUGCUCUGGUUUGCCAGAAGUGGCUUAGUCAUGCUGGCCACAUGACCCAGAAGCUGUACGCCGGCUCCCUCGGCCAAUAAAGCAAGAUGAGCGCCGCAACCCCAGAGUUGUCUGGGACUGGACUUAACAGUCAGGGGUCCCUUUACCUUUACCUUACCACAGGGCCUGCAGUGUGCCCAAGCCCUGGGUCCAUGCUGCCCAAAUGGUCUUCCCACUGCCUCUCCCCAGCUAUAGGGUGGCUGAGUGGGAGGAGGCAGGCAGACUCAAGAGGCCCUCAGUGCACCCUGCUCCAGAGUCGGUCACGACUGGACCUAAUUGUCAGGGGUCCCUUUACAUUUACCUUUAAAGGUGCUAGCAGGACUCUCCCUUGCAAUUUGACACUCUCAGUUACAUUUGCUUUGGAAACUGAAGGAGAUGGAUCCUUGCUCCCAUCCAGCAAGGAGUUCCUAGCAAGCUUGUGCUCAGAAUUAAAGCUAUGCUGUGUCAAAUAAUAAGGAAAGAUAAUGAGCGUUAGGCACAGUCAACCCAUGAUCAAAUCUGUGGUCACAGAAAGGCGCUUUGAAGUCCUCCUUCGAUUGCACCAUCAAAGGGAUGGGUGGCUCCAUAAUUUGCUCAGUUAAAAAAGAGAGAGUCAGAGCCAAUAAUGCUCCAUGAAAGGACCAGGCUGACUCCGCUAAGGGCUGGCUGGACAAACUAGACCAGGGCUAGCAGGAUACCAAGCUGGCCUCCAAAGGUUGCACUCCUAUCUUAGGUCACCACCGUCUCACCUAGUGUGCAGAAGCGACUCCACUUUGUUUGCAAGCCAGCUCUCCUCAACCUGGUGCCCUCCAGAUGUUGUUGGACCUGGGAAUGUUGGAAGAAUGCCAGCUGAAAUACGAGUGGAAAUUGCUGUUGCUCAGAAUGGAAACCAACCCAGCAGAUACGCUUGGCGUUUGUAGCUGCCAAUGUUGUUUUCAGCCCGCAAAUAAUAUGCAAUUGAUGGCUUUCCUCAAAACCAGCACCUAUUUGUUUCCUUUGCACUGAAAUGGAUGGUGCACAGUAAUGUCAUGAUAAUGUAGUUCCUUCUGUAAAAUUCCACCACAGCAGGCCACAAGAUGAAUAGCCCAGUUUUGAUCGGAAGCCAAACUGCAGCAGAAGAGAAACAGCGCUGCAUGCGACCGGGUUGGAACAGAAAUCAAUGCUUUCUUACAUCCUCCCCGUUGGACUCCAGUUCCCAUCAGUCCCAACCCUCGGCCAUUCUAGCUGGGGCUGAUGGGAGUUGUGGUCCAAGCUAUCCAGAGGGCACCAGGUUAGGGAGGCUGGUUUAAGCUCCAGGAAGCCUUUCCAGAGGGAUUCAUUGGGAAGCAAAUGCCAGAAAGCAGGCGUCAAUGAGAAUGGGCAAAAUAACUCUUACGGUCACCAGGUAGGAAAGAUAUUGUGGCUCUGAUGUAGGACGUGUUGUACUUAAGGCCUCUCUGCCCAAACUUUUCUUUAACGAGAUCAAAAAAAGAAAAAUAGAGGAGGAUCUGACUCCUCCUAGGGCAACUUGUUCUGGAGCUGGGAAUAAUUUUGGGGGGAUUUAGCAUUUCCCGAAUGUCCAAUGAGCUCCCAGCUUCAACUCGCUUUGUGUCUCCGUUGGCCAAAAACGGACCUGCGGAAGGAUGUUUGUUCCCCUUCUGAAACAUUCAUAACACCUGAAGUGUCCGCUUUAGAGGCUUCGCUGUGACCCAGCAGUGGUGUGUCAGGUGGACAAAGCGUCCUCUGGAGAUGCAGCGACAUGGGUGGCCAUGCAUGUGUGGCUGAAUGGCUUACGAAGCAUGACUGUGGAACAAUUACACCAUCCUUGGUCCAUACUGUCAUUUGCUAGCUUGGAACAUUCAUCAGAUGGAGGCAGGAUGGUCACCAUUAGUCACCAUGGCUAUAUGGAAGCUCCAGGUUCAGAGGAAGUCCACCUCUGGGCUGUUGGAAGGAGGAGACUUCAUGCCCUGCUUCAGGGCUUACCAGGCUGGCUAGUGCAAGUCUUGUGUGGCACCUUGAGGGCCAACAAAUUUAUUAGGAGCACAGGAAGUUGUCCAGCUAGCUCAGUAUUGUCCACACUGUCUGGCAGAGACUAUCCAGGGUUUCCGUCCUACCCAGAGAUGUUGGGACUGAACCCAGGACCUUCUACAUGCAAAGCAGAUGUUCUACCAUUGAGCUACAGCCCUUGCUUAUGACACAAGCUUUUGUGGACUGUCCACAUUCUCCGUGGCGAAUGUGCACAAUGGCAGGUCAUUAUGCAUAUUAACUGAUGAGUUCCACACAACUCAUAAUGUAUAUUCCAAAUUUAAUUGUUUCUGGGUGAUGUGGAGGAACCCCAAUGCUUCUGAUAACUGGAUCUAUCCUUCUGAGAUCCACCUCCAGCUGGCUUGACAUCUUCCUUUCCUCUCUUAGCCAUGAGUGUUUGCUGUUGCCCCCACUUCAUUUCCCCAUCUUUCAAGACUGGCAAUCACCUUGACGGCUACGUCAGAGCCAUUUCUCCAUCAGCAAGCACGUUCAAGGCCUUCUCCCACGUAGCAGAGGUGGGAAACUGUGAAUGGCAGGUCUGGAGCAUUAUCUGAAGAGGUGUUUGGGAAACGUAACCCAUUUUGAGCAUGCACCAGCGGCUACAGACAAGCAUUGCCUGGGCUCAUUCCAUGCGUUCCUUCACAGCAGCCAAGCCAUAUUCCAAUAAGAUUUACAGUGCAUCUGCACAAGCUUAUUUUUGCAGGGCAUUUUCAUAUAUCUGUAUUUCAUUAUAUACCCCUAGUGACUCCUUCAGGAGCAUUCAAAAUCCUAGCCAGUUUUCUCUUUCUUUCUUUCUUUCUUUCUUUCUUUCUUUUUCUUCUUCACUAAUCUCUGCAUGCAUAGAAUCAUAGAAUCAUAGAAUCAUAGAAUCAUAGAGUUGGAAGAGACCACAAGGGCCAUCGAGUCCAACCCCCUGCCAAGCAGGAAACACCAUCAGAGCACUCCUGACAUAUGGUUGUCAAGCCUCUGCUUAAAGACCUCCAAAGAAGGAGACUCCACCACACUCCUUGGCAGCAAAUUCCACUGUCGAACAGCUCUUACUGUCAGGAAGCAUGCAACAGCCUAAACAGCCCAUGUCUCAAGACAAGCGAUGGGAGGAUCUGCCCAUUGCUGUUCUCUCAGUUUCUCAGUUUCCUAAUCUUUGGUUCAGCUUUUCACAUUUCUGCAGCAAUCUGAGAUUCCCCACCCCCCAAAAAAAUCUCCAUUGGUUAAUUUUCCAGCAUUUUGGUUCAAAUUUCUCCAAUUUUUGUGCACAGUUUUGACUAAGGUACAAGUUUCUCAAAGCAAUUUCUCCUCAUAUGUAUGUAUGUUAUUUUCAUGAUGAGGUUCAUUUUCAUGGACUCUCUCACCUGUUAUAAGUGCUUUGGUAAGCACUGUGUGCUUGGAGAAAAUGCACUGCAAAAUUUGUAGAGGUUUGAAUUUUGAAGAACGGCUGUGUUUCAGUCUGCACAUUUCAGAAAGUGCACAUUUGAUAGAGUCGUCCUUAAAUGUGAACUGAAUAGAAUUUCCCCUCCCCUCCCUACUUCCAUCUCUUAAUUUCUGUUGUUAUGUGGUUUAUCUACAACUCCUGUUUCGAAACAUGGCUGGAAAUGAUGAGGCCUUAAGCUACUGAAGGUAACAGGGCCCUUUAUAUGUCCAGCUGUCCUUUGUCAGGGACGCGGGUGGUGCUAUGGUCUAAACCACAGAGCCUAGGGCUUGCCGAUCGGAAGGUCGGCGGUUCGAAUCCCCGCGACGGGGUGAGCGCCCAUUGCUCGGUCCCUGCUCCUGCCCACCUAGCAGUUCGAAAGCACGUCAAAGUGCAAGUAGAUAAAUAGGUACCGCUCCAGUGGGAAGGUAAACGGCAUUUCUGUGUGCUGCUCUGGUUUGCCAGAAGCGGCUUAGUCAUGCUGGCCACAUGACCCGGAAAAACUGUCUGUGGACAAAUGCCGGCUUCCUUGGCCAGCAAAGCGAGAUGAGCGCCACAACCCCAGAGUCAUCUGCGACUGGACCUAAUGGGCAGGGGUCCUUUGUCAACUAUAAAUUGUCACUGUUUUUUGUGUUGAAUAUAUGCUAUAUGGUAAUUUAUGGACCUAAUAGGUAUCUAAAGCCAUUUGCACAUGCAGAAUGGAGGCACCCUAUAUAUAGAAAUGAGCAAACCAGUGAUAUUUGAGGGAGCAGGCUAGCAGGCAGGGCCCAUUACUUACAUCAUAGGAGCCUACACAACACAAAACACUGUUGCUGUAUGUAGGUUUAUUUGCUUUUUGUCUUAUAUUUUGGAAAUGUACAUCCAGGUGUUUUUUUCCUUUAAUUUUUUUUGGGGGGGCCCCAAGAGAGUGGGGCCCUAAGCUGCAGCUUGUUUAGCUUAUACGUAAAUCUGGCACUGGGCUGCAAGCCUGUUACCUCACAUUCUGUGAAAGCAGCACAUUCCCCUCACACUGAUUCAACCUGGCCUGUGUGGGAGUGGACCUUGGUCAGAGCAGGGAUCGAGGGAGGAUCACGCUGAGUUGAGCGCAUGGUGUAGAAGGACAAUAAAGUAGAGCAGAGCAGCAAACACAAGGGCAAAGUUCUUUGGAGAUACCUUCCCUCAGCGUAAUCACCUCUCACAUCUGCCCAGAUGACAUAAGGGCUCUGUGGCAAAACAGUUGUGUUGAGGAGAAAGACUCAACGAAAUCGUAUUUGAUUGUGCGAAAGAAGCUUCUAGAUGGAACUCUGGGUGACAACAGAUCUGCACAAGCUCUGUUGGGUGUCAGCCAUGUCAUAAGGUCCCAGAAACGAGAAGUAAUCGACUAGAAAUAUUAUCUUGUGGAAAUCAACUAAAUAUUAAGAAUCAAAAAGCUUAAGGAAAAGUUUUUUUUCAAAGCCUUAAUGGGAUGCCGGCUACAAACCUCGUUUCACUGAACUAUUCAGUUUCCUCAGAAGGAAACUGAAAAAUCAUAAACUUUAAAUGACCAAAAUUCAAAGAAGGGUAGAACCCCAACAAUUCUGACGUAUUAUAAUCCUUGCCCGACCUAGGUAAAGCAAACAAGCAAAGCGCAGUAAUAAAGGACUGAAGACUCAAAAGUACAGUUUCUAAUACUGAAUUUACAAAAAAGGUUUGAAAAACUAAAUAGCAAGUUUUAAACAAACCCAAACUUGAAGAUGGCAAAGCACAAUGAUAAGGGAUUGAAGACCUCAACUGUAAAAAUUCUAGUGCUACUUUUACGAAAAGGUAUAAAAACCUAAAUGGCACAAAUUCAAAGAAAGGAAUACAAGAUAAAGCUGCUUUAGAUUUUGAACAAAUUCAAGAACAGGGCCGAAACGCUCCCAUGGUCUAGAUGUUACUGCUGAUGUUAAAGACUGAUCACAGCUUCUGACUUGAAAUCGGCCGUCCCAGUUUUUUAGGCUUGGCCCCACCCUUCCCCCCUCACAGCGCUGCCCCAGCAGCGGAUCCUGCCUCUCUGCCCCUCGCAACAUGGCGGCCAGUUCUGAGCUUGGCGGCGCGGUUUGAUGUUGUCACUUGCCAGGGCACUGCCGGGAGCCGGAGGCAGAGAAACAUACAGACAGGGAGGCUUAAAAGACUCCCAGUGCAAACUGGAGCUGAUAGUGGCAAGUCUUGAGCAGCUGCAGUCCAUCAGGCCGCGGAUACUAAAUUGGGCCACAGAUCCAAUUUGGAUCGUGAUCCUGCCACACGGGAUCAAGUGAGCCCACUUUGCAAUCCAAGUGGGAUGGAAUCAUUCCUAGCCAUCUACAAUUCUAUGAGCUACAAAAAUGUUUUUGCCAAACUUCGUCAGAGGAAAAAAUCCAGGAUUGUCACAUUCUGACACGAAGGAGGAUAAGCUACAGGAUCCACAGAUUUAUCCAGUAGUUUGGCCAGUGCAAAGCAACCUCCAGAAACUUGAAACCUCCAUUCCUAGUGCUGGGAGCCAUGAGCGUGAAACAGAGCCUCCACCUGCAGGGGUAGUGUACCUGGGAGUCAUAAUGUUGAGGGCAAACAACAGGCAGGGCAGUUGCCUUCCUAUUUUGCUUUGGGGCUUCCCAACUGGCUUCUGGUUGGCCGCCGUGGGAAAGGGGAUAUUGUGCUAAGAUGGGCCUUUGGUCUGAUCCCGUUGAAGGACUGUCCUGAUGUUCUCAAUAGCGUAAAGGUAAAGGUAAAGGGACCCCUGACCAUUAGGUCCAGUCGUGGCCGACUCUGGGGUUGUGGCGCUCAUCUCGCUUUAUUGGCCAAGGGAGCUGGCUUACAGCUUCCGGGUCACGUGGCCAGCAUGACUAAGCCGCUUCUGGCGAACCAGAGCAGCGCAUGGAAACGCCGUUUACCUUCCUGCAGGAGCAGUACCUAUUUAUCUACUUGCACUUUGACGUGCUUUCAAGCUGCUAGGUUGGAAGGAGCAGGGACCGAGCAACAGGAGCUCACCCCGUCGCGGGGAUUCGAACCGCCGACCUUCUGUUCGGCAAGUCCUAGGCUCUGUGGUUUAACCCACAGAACCACCCCUCAAUAGCCUGUGCUGAAAGGGGUUCUGAGAUUUCAAAGGCAACAAUUCACACCAAUUCAACCUAAAACCUGCAACUUAAAACCAGCUUCCUAAAAUAUGCUUUUGCAAUCUGACCUCUGAUGGGUUCCUUUCUCUACGGCACAAUCCCAUUCUCCCCCACACUCGCACCUCCCCCCAAAACCGUGAAUCUCGCUAGUAAUUGCAGGAUGCAAAAUGAUUGGCGUCCUGGAGAUGAAAGGAGAGGGAGAAUAAACAGGUGUGCUUAGCAAAAUUCACUUUGUUCCUACCUCUGGCUUUCCCAACAGUUAACCGUCCGACUCUUAAUUGUGUGUUUCUGGACGCAGACCAGCAGCCACCUUUGAGAAGGUGGGAAAACAGGUGAAUUAAUAAUGCCCCUGUUUUUCUCCAGUACCGAAAUGACCUGACAUUUUAUAGGCGCUAAUUAAAAGAGGAAAGUAAGGGCCACACAGCCUCUCCACUUCCAUAAACAGCCUGGAAGGAAUCUGAACCACAGUGACAUUAAUGCCCCUUUGUUUCUAAUCCAUUCAGAAAUGCAGACCGACAACAUAUUCUGAAUACCCAGCUGGUGUGUUCAAAUCUAAGGGAAAAGAAGCAGAAGACAAUGAGAGAGAGGGGUGGGGUGGGGGCUGGAAUCUAUGCUUAAGACAGAUCAGUAUGGAAAAAAUAAUAUCUGGCAGUGGGAAAUAGGUAGACAUCUUUUCUUACUAAGGAAACAGAAAGGGGUUUGUGGAACCAUAGCAGGAUGCAAGCUAAACCUUUCGUGGAAACCUUCUCGGUGUUGGCCCCACAAUUCUGGAACACUCUCCCUGGUGAGGUCCAACACGCUCCCUCUUUGCCCAGUUUUUAGACAGAAUACAUUUUAUAAUUGAUCCCUGACAUUUGAUGUGAGGAUUUGUGAAUUCUCCAUCCUUGGAGGGGGUUUUUUAGCAGAGGUUGGGUGGCCGAUGCUUUAGCUGAGAUUCCUGCAUUGCGGGGGGUUGGACUAGAUGACCUUUGGGUUCCUUCCAGCUCCACAAUUCUACAAAAUUGCUGCAGCACAGGAUUUACAGAGCUCUGCAUGUUUUCCACGUUAGGCGGAGAAAUGCUGCAAAACAACCCUGACUCAGAAAAGAAAAAAAUAUAAACCGAGAAAUCUUCAAAGAUGCCUUUGGAGCUUGCACAAAGGCAACUUAGCUUCCAGCCAGGCAGCAGAUACCUACCGGUGCCUCCAAGCAAACAGAACUGCCUUAGCAAGCAGACGCAGGGUGCUGUUUAUCUAACUGCGUUUGUUUAGCCCUGCCUCCAGGUUAAUCCUCUUUUUGACAUCGGUUGCCACUUUCCAAACUGUUUGUGUGCUGUAGCAGUUUUCCAGCGAAGCUGCCACCCACCUCUUGCCAGCAUGGACGCAAACAUUUCCUUAUAGCAACCCAGGUUAAACAGCGCUAUAAGAAAAUUUAACGUCAUAUAUAUAUAUAUAUAUAUAUAUAUAUAUAUAUAAUAAAUGUACCAACCAAGCACGUACAUAGAUCAGCACAGGAAGACCGACCUGAAACCGUUUUGAUUCCAAACUGACCAAAUGUUUUCUCUGCAAGGAGGGAGGGGGUCAGGGACCUUUCCAUUGUUACAGGAAUUUAGUAAUCACCAUUUCAAAGGGGGACAGACUACCAGGAAGGCAGAUAAGGCAUUAUCAGAUAACCUGGCAGACAGGAAAAACAACAACAUUCAAAUUUCUGUUGUAGACCGCCUUUUCUGUGAUGUAGGUAUGAUGUAUGGAGGAGUGGUCUUGAGCUCCAGGGCAGGGAAUUAAAAAUGUCUAUAUAAAGGCAGACACACCUUUGUUCUGGGUCUUCCUCCUUUCCUGCUUGUGAGGGGAGCACCCUGUUGCAACAGAUCAAUAAAGAUCAGGCUUACUAGCUGCGAGCCUGUGACCUGGAUCAGGAACUAAGUAUUUAUCAUUACAAAAGACUGGCCAGGCUCCCCAAGCAAUUCAAUCAAGUGACCAUUAAACAGGUAACCUGGCAGAUAGGAGGUAAACAAAGCACUCAGAUUUCAGCCCUUCUGUGAUGUAGGUAUGAUGUAUGGGGGGGGGGGGAGGUCUUAAUCUACAGGGUGGAAAUUUCAAAAGUCUAUAUAAGGGCUUGCACACCAUUGUUCUGGGUUCCUCCUCUCUCCUGCGUGUGGUGAAUGAGGACCUUGUUGCAACAGAUCAAUAAAGAUCAGGCUUACUAGCUGCUUUGCUUCUCAAUAUUCCCGGGUUGGCCUCUGUUAUUUUCUCCUACCAAUAGGGAACCCACGUAAGGACUCUAUACGGGCUCUUGGAUACCCCAUAAGGGAAGAAGGGCAGAUUUUGUUUACAACAACAGGGAGCCUCUGUGAGCUGGGGCCAAUCACUGCUUCCCAGCUGAACCUACCUACCAAGGCUGUUGUGAGGAUAAAAUGGGGCUGGGGAGAAGCCAUGCGUGGCACCUCGAGCUGCUUGGAGGAUAGGUGCAAUGUAAAUAGAAUAAGGAAGUCAAUAAACUGUGCACGAAGUGCGUCACACAUUUGCAAUGGGCAGUAGAAAGGCUAUAAAGGUAAAGAUACCCCUGACCAUUAGGUCCAGUCGUGGCUGACUCUGGGGUUGCGGUGCACUUCUCGCUCUACUGCCCAAGGGAGCCGGCGUACAGCUUCCGGGUCAUGUGGCCAGCAUGAAUAAGCUGCUUCUGGAGAACCAGAGCAGCGCACAGAAACGCUGUUUACCUUCCCGCCGGAGCGGUACCUAUUUAUCUACUUGCACUUUGACGUGCUUUCUUUUUUAAAAAAAAUAAUAUUUAUUAAUAAUUUCAAAAUUGCAGAAAAGAAUGAAAAAAAUUAAAAACAACACUACAAUACAUAGAAAAAAAACAAGAGGGGAAAAAACAAGACAUAAAAACCAAUGCAACAAUACAGCAAAAAGAUAAAAAAAGAAAAGAAAAAAAGACACAAAUCCCAUAUUACAUAUCUUUAACUUCCAUUUGCUUGUUUCAUUGACCUCCUCAAACCUCCCUUUUUGUAUUCUAGUUUAAUUGAUUAUUUCAGCAAAUUCUUUCCAUCUUUCUCAAUUUUUACUAAAUAAUUUAUCUUAACCAUUUACCUAUUAAUUAACUCAACAAAUCCUUUCCAUCCUUUCCCCAUAUUCUGUUAUUCAAAUUACCUUAAGUUAUUUAACCUUAUCUUACCAAAAAAUACUUUAGAGCUUAACACUUAAUACUCGAUUAUAUAUAACUCCUGAUAUCUUUUCUACUAGAGUCAUAUAGUUUCAUUCCAACAUUUUCCCUAAUGUUCAUUAAUUUUAGGCUAAUUCCCUAGGGAAAAAAAUUUUCUUUAUAAAUUUUCUUCCAAUCUUCAUCCAACGUCUCUUCUUCCUGGUCUCGGGUCAUGUCAGUCCUUACUGUCCAUUCCAUCUAGUCCAUCAACCUGGUAAUCUAAUGUCCGAGGCCCUUAAGUCUCUUCCAUGUCCCUUCUUGAUGUGCUUUCGAACUGCUAGGUUGGCAGGAGCAGGGACCGAGCAACGGGAGCUCACCCCGUUGCGGGGAUUCGAACCGCUGACCUUCUGAUCGGCAAGUUCUAGGCUCCAUGGUUUAACCCACAGCGCCACCCGCAUCCCGUAGAAAGGCUAUAGAUUAAUAAUAAUUACAAAGCGCUUUGUACAAUUGCAAUAAGCUUUAUAAAGAAAACAGCGACAGAUCAUUAUUCAGUGAUAAGGAAGAUGAUGAGAGGGCUGUGACGUCAGGCAGCCAGCAAAUUGGCCGGCUGCACAGAGGGAAGCUUAAGUAGGUCAGGACGAGAGGCACUGCCUGAUCGAUAGAUCUGCAUUUAGUGGACUGAGUUGAUGGCAUACGCAUGCCACUUAGCUAUGUGUGCCUCAGCUUCCCAAUCUGUGUAAUGGGUCAGGUGAGAGCAUCCUUACCUCCCAUAGAGAGAAAGCAAUUAGAGGAAGUAAGGAGAUGCAAUGAGGUCGAGGGUAUGUUCUUUCAUAUGUGGUGGACCUGUAAAAGGGUAGAAGAGUAUUGGGAAAUAAUUUAUAACGAAUUGAAAAAAAUGUUUAAAAGGACCUUUCCAAAAAAAGGGAUUUUUGCUGGGGAUAAUUCAGAUGGAAAUUCCCAGGUGUUAGCCCCAAAAUGGAAAACGAGUGAGGUCCCAACCAAAGAAGAAUGGCAACUUAAACUGUUGGAAUAUGCACAGCUUGCGGAACUAACUUAUAGAAUAAGAGAACAAGAAGAACAUUCGUUUAAAGAAGAUUGGAAAGUGUUCAUUGAAAAUGUAAAAACGUUAGCAGCAUUAAGAUAAAUUCAACAGUGUAAAUAAAUUUUGAUGGACGUAAUAAUGGAAUACUGAAUGGUUUGGUUUAUAUAAAAUAUGCAGGGAUUUAUGCUUUGCAAAAUGAACCAUGGAAAGAGAAGAAGGAAAGUCAUUGAUAUCUAAAGGAUGUAUAAAUGAAUAUUCUAAAUUGUAAAACAGAAAUAUAUAUAUAUAUGAAAGCAAUGCUAAAUUAAUGAAUGGUUUACACAAGGAACCCUACUAAUAUGCUGGAAUGAAAGGCUCUGAACGCAAUAUAAUCAGGAUGAUUAAUUUUUUAAGCCAAAGAAGGAAUAUGCAAAACAAAGUGGAUGGGGGGUACAAUCUGCUUUCUACCAAGAAGGAAGGGCUACUCCAACAGAGAGCAAACUGAGGCAGAGAAGGCCUUUGUUACCAAGCUAAAUCCCCAACACAAUUCACGUAUUAUUCUAAGCUCACCCUAGCCUGCCAGUGGAAGUUUGCUUCCUAACACCAUCAAGUUUCUAGCCUUCAUGAAUGCAAAGAUACUCUUGAAAGUGUGUGAUCAAGUACUCUGGCUCUCUCCACAGGUUGUCGCUGUGGUCAUGGACAUGUUCACGGAUGUAGACAUCUUCAAAGAUCUCCUGGACGCGGGUUUCAAGCGGAAGGUGGGCAUCUACAUCAUCUUGGACGAGACCAACUUGAAAUAUUUCCUCCAGAUGUGCGAACGAGCCCAGAUGCACUCCGGACACCUCAAGGUAAGGCUAGCCCUGAUCCCUAAGAGUCGUCCUGUUAGAUUUCUGUAGAAAAAAGGGACCUCUGGCAGCGCCUUAAACACAAAGCAAUCUCUUUGAGCCAAAGGUGUAAUCAGUAGCUUCUCCCAUUACUAGCUUCUCAUUACUGAAAUUGCAACUUUCCCAAAUUCCAUUCCCUUUGCUUUAAAGAAGAUGGAAGAACUCACCAUCCAUUUAUAUAUCCAGGUAGGAAGGUCCUGGGUUUGCAUGCAGUCACCAUGGCACCAGUUCUGCCAGCACCUCUGUCAGUAAGAGCACAUGACUCUUAAUCUCAGGGUCAUGGGUUCGAGUCCUACCCUGGGCAAAAGAUUCCUGCGUUUGCAGGGGGUUGGCGUAGAUGACCCCCCGUGGUCCCAGCUCUAUGAUUCUAUGAAUGGACUGUUUCCAACCAAAUUCAACUGUUCUACCCGGAGUAAAUGAAUGGUAAAGAUAAAGGAACCCUGGAUGGUUAAGUCCAGUCAAAGGCGACUAUGGGGUUGCAGCGUUCAUCUCACUUUCGGCCAAGGGAGCUGGUGUUUGUCCGCAGACAGCUUUCCGGGUCAUGUGGCCAGCAGGACUAAACAGCUUCUGGCGCAACGGGACACUGUGAUGGAAGCCAGAGUGCACGGAAACACUGUUUACCUUCCCACCACAGUGGUACCCAUUUAUGUACUUGAACUGGCGUGCUUUCGAACUGCUAGGUAGGGUUAGGAGAUGGGACAGAGCAAGAGGAGCUCACCCCGUUGCGGGGAUUUGAACUGCCAACCUUCUGAUUGGGAAGCCCAAGAAGCUCAGUGGUUUAGACCGCAGCGCCACCCGCAUCCCUAGUCACACCCAUCAAUUGCAAUGGGUCUAAUUCGGAGAAGGACCAGCCUUCUCCCAAUAUGAGAAGGUACAACCCAAUAUGUAUUUAUUGUUAGUAAAGUCUUUGAUGAGUUUCACAUCACGCUCUCUCAACAAUCCUUUCAACAAUCCCAGAAAGUGGGCUGAAGGUUUGUGUGUGUGUCACACAGGCCCGGGAAACCUGCAAAAUUUGGUAUCAAAUUCAACUUCCUGAGAAUUAUUUUUUAAAAAAACAACAACACAAAGUUUCUAGGACUGAUGAAUGUAAAGAUAUGCUUGAAAGAGUAAGAUCUCAGAUGCCAGAGAGGUAGGUAAAAUAAAUUCCCAGGAGUCAGUACAAACACUUCAGUCUGUGACCUGAGCAGCUACUUGUCCUUUCUUGUGAGUAGCAAAGCCAGCAUAAUUUGUAGAAAACAGUCAAGAUGGCAGAAUAAAUUAUGUGAAGAGAAUAUAUGCAUUUUAAAAAAAAAUACAACAUUCGGGGAAUACUACAGUCCUUGGCACAUAAUUCCAAUUUGCUUAGCCGAGAGCGUAUGCAUCUCUGAAAAUUAUUAUCCCCAUUUUGCAGAGGGGGAAACUGAGGCAAAGAGAGAAUGGCUACACAGUGAGAUUUGAACCAUCAUUCUGAAGGUGUGUCACUCAGAAGAUGGAGUGGGCUCGUUCUCUGUUGCUCCAGAGGAAAGAUCUAGAACCGCAUGUGUGGAAACAGUAGAGAAGCAGAUUUAGGAGAAAAUUCCUAACCGUGCGAAGGUGUUCAACAGGAGAACAGCCUGCCUCAGGAGGUGGCAGGCUCACUUUCACUGGAAGUGUUUAAGUGGAGACUGAAUGCCCAACUGUAAGGGAUUGUGCCCUCGAAAGAUCCUGCACUACAAAUCCUGGAUGAGAGGGUUGGACUACAUGGCCUCUGAGGUCCCUUGCAACAUGAUGAAGAGUAUGGCCUUUUCUGUGGUGGCUCCCCAGUUGUGGAAUGCUCUCCCCAGAGAGGCUCAUUACAUGUAUUUCAGCACCAGGCAAAAAACAUUCCUCUUUACCCAGGCCUAUGGCUAUUAAAUAACCCGUGCCUUUAAAAGUGUGGGGGAGAGGAUUAUUAUUAUUAUGAAUGUUUUACUAUUAGGCUGUCUGUCCGUAUGCUUUUUUAUUAUGUUUUUAUCACUGAAGUUCUGUAAUGUGUUUUUAAUGUUGUGCACUGCCCUGGGAUCUUUUGAUAAAGGGUGGUAUAUAAAUUGAAAUAAUAAUAAUAAUAAUAAUAAAGUCAGAGACUUCCUGGCUCUGAACUCACAUUCUCAGCCACAGUGCUGACUCAACCCACAAUGCCAGAAAUCUUAUGCUGGCGUAGCCAUGAUCAUGGUGCAUAAGGGUAUUAAAAACAGAGGAAGAACCCUCUUGGUGUUCUCCAUCACAGCUGAAAAGGCCAUGUGUGGUGGGGGAAGGCUGUUAAAGAGCAGCCACGGGGAAACUCAGGGACUCAGCUGGUGAAUCAGAGCCACACAUUUUGCCCUUUUGGAUGUCAAACGUCAGCUGUGCCAAAGUCAAGAGUUUGUGGUUUCGUUUUCAAGCCCGCAAUCGUACUUUAACCCGUGGGUCUCAUAAACACCACAGCCUCUGACCUAGACUCGGCUGGUUCAAGGAAAAAGGAGGCAUACUUGACAUUCCCAGUUCAGCUGUUUUAUUCUGCAAUCCAUAUCUAUUGCGCUGCUCAGGAAAUGGCACACCUCUCCCAGGAAUUACUUUAGGAUGCAGCCAGUUCUGAGGAAGUGAUCGCAGUGGGGAGAACAGGCUCAGCGACUGACAAACUCAAAGAAGGGUUGGAGAUAUGAAUGGCUGUAAAAGUCACACCUUUCCGAGGAAAUUAUUUCUGAUGAAUACAGCUAGCUAAAUGAAUACAAGAAACUCCCCAUUUACACACGUAUCUUUGCGAACCUGGAAGUGGCACAGAAAGGGGCAAAAGCAGCCGCAAAAGAGCACGAAAAUGGAGCGAAAAUAGCGGCUAGCAGUCCCACAAGCCUUUGCACUGACCUUUGAAGCCUUUGGAGCAGCGGUUCUCAACCUGUGGGUCCCCAGAUGUUGUUGGACUACAACUCCCAUCAUCCCUGAGCUCUGGCCUUUGCUAGCUAGGGGUGAUGGGGGUUGUAGUGUCUUUAUCCCCAUCCUACCCAGAGAUGCCAGGGAUAAAACUUGGGAUCAAACAGCCUCGGUCCAGUAUAUCUAAAGGACACUGAGGUCCAGCGCUGAGGGCCUUCUGGCGGUUCCCUCACUGCGAGAAGCCAAGUUACAGGGAACCAGGCAGAGGGCCUUCUCGGUAGUGGCACCUGCCCUGUGGAACGCCCUCCCACCAGAUGUCAAAGAGAAGAACAACUACCAGACUUUUAGAAGACAUCUGAAGGCAGCCCUGUUUAGGGAAGCUUUCAAUGUUUGAUGCAUUACUGUGUUUUGAUAUUUUGUUGGGGGCUGCCCAGAGUGGCUGGGGAAGCCCAGGCAGAUGGGCGGGGUAUAAAUAAUAUAUGAUGAUGAUGAUGAUGAUGAUGAUGAUGAUGAUGACAUCGGUUGGAAAGCAGAAGGUGGACUGCAUAGGCCUUUGGUCUGAGCCAGCGGCCUUCUUACUUAUCGCGUGCUUGCAUUCUUAGUUCCGCAAACCUUUGCCUGUUAAAGCAAGGUGGAAGCAAUGCUAUCCCUGAGCCACCCUGACAUUGAUUUCUGCAGUAGGCAAGCUUUGACUAGCUAGUGCAAUGGGUCAACACACAGCACCUCAGGAAACCCUAUCAAAUGAGAAACCCUAUCAAACGAGAGAGUGUUUGCCAAGUGAGUCACCCCUUUGCAGAAGCGGAGAUUGUGUUGUUCCCGGGUCACUCAUUCAUCUGCGGGUGUUUGCUUCUGUUGUUCUUCCUACUGGGUGCUUAAACAAACAGGCCUUCCUUAACGAUGAUGCCAUCCCUGAGAGGAGGAAGCUGGGCAUUUUGGGCUGCUGCAAGAGCGCUUGGCGAUUUUUCUCCCUUCUUCUUUUCUUAGAUGGGUGUUGCCCAAAGAACGCCUUUUCCCCUUUUGUGCUUUUCUGAAAAGGGAAGGCCCAGACAGAGAAAACGGAUGACGCAUGCUGGCCGGUCCUCACUUUGGGGUCAGACAACUCUUCUUCCAAGUAGAGAUGUGUUGGCCAAAUGGCAUCCGGCUGCGGCAGAAACCAGGGAAUGUCAGAAACCUCAACAAAGAGGAGCCCUCCUUGCUUUGUUUUGUGGAAGACAAAAACACAGCCAAAACCAAAAACAAGCCUAACCUAUUAGUCAGGAGACUGUCUGCCUUAAAACUGCUUUGGGGGCAAUGAGUAGGAUAGAGGUGUCAGGGAAUGGCAGGACGAAGGGGGUGGGGUGGGAGGCAACAGCUGGGAAACCCCCUAGGGAAACCCCAGAGGAAGAAGGCUCAGAGCCAGGGGUUUGGUGGUGGGACACCGAGGAGAGGUCAGAGGGAGAUUAGGAGGAGGUGCUGGAUGCUGAAGGGGCAACAGGCUUUAGUGAGCAGGAAGAGCUGGUGACAGAGAGCAGUUCAGACUCUGAGGCUGAAGCAGAGGAGGGGGGGGUCAAGAGGCUGCUGAAGACUCCAGGGAGUCUCCCUCUCCUGCUGCGACAAGUUCCCCUCCUCACUGGUCUCCAAGAACAUGCAGAAUAAUCAGGAGCGCAGAACAGAGGCCAGAGGGGCAGAGGCACAGUUUGAGAUUGCUUGGGAAACAUCCAGGCGAAAGGUGGGAAGAUCUUAAGUCCCAGCAACUGCUCCACAGGAGGAACUGGGAAGUGUUGCUGAGUUGUAUGCCGUUUCCUUGACUAAAGAGUUAACUUCACUGACAACGGAGCCCUGCGUCUUUCAUGCUGACCUGUUUCUGACUCUAGCCCUGACAGCAGAACUUGUGGAACAACUGGAGAAGAAAGACCAGGGCUGUCCGAAACCUGUCGCUUUAAGCUCAGUAGAGCUUUCUGCUUUCUCACAUGCUGACACUGCAUGUUUGGUGCAACUAUUCAUAAAGGCAAAUGCGUGGUUUUGCAACGCAGAUUCAAAUAAUUGUUUCAGAGGAGGUACAUAUUAUUAUUGCCAGCAAGUAGCCUGAUUGGAUGUCAUGCUUCCCGUUCAAAAGUAGAGGCAUUGCUCAAAGCGGUAUAACUCAGAUCUAAAUCAUUGUUAAUCAUCAUCCACCAGAGCUAUCAGCUUCCUCAUUAAAAACAUAAUCCUGUGCAUGUUUACUCAAGAACAAGCAACAUCAUUUUCAGUGGUGCUUGCUCCUAGGUAAGUGUGCAUAGGGUUACAGCCUUAGUCACAUUUUUCUUUCUGGACGAUCUGGCUGCAUUUUGAAACCUCCUGCUGUCUUGACACACAUAUCUGCAACAGCCAAUGCAAUGCUGUCAAUUGCUAGGACUGCUACCAAUACCAUAUUACAGUGGUACCUCGGGUUAAGUACUUAAUUCGUUCCGGAGGUCUGUACUUAACCUGAAACUGUUCUUAACCUGAAGCACCACUUCAGCUAAUGGGGCUUCCUGCUGCUGCCGCGCCGCCGGAGCACGAUUUCUGUUCUCAUCCUGAAGCAAAGUUCUUAACCUGAAGCACUAUUUCUGGGUUAGCGGAGUCUGUAACCUGAAGCGUAUGUAACCCGAGGUACCACUGUACUGGGAGGAGAACAGCCAUACAGUUUCUACCACUUGCCGGCUUCUGAUCAAAAAGUCAAGUUCAGCAAAAGAGACAAUCAGCCUGAGUCAGAAGAAUGAAAACACUUUUGGAACAAGGGCAAUGAGGAAAUAACCGAGCCAAGCCCCACACUUUCCAUUCACAACUUUGCAGCUCCCCCUCAAGCCAAUGUUUGCCAAGCUGUCAAAAGGUGUAAAAUGUCAUGUUCUUAGUUGCCCCGGUGAUGUAUUUUUACAAUCCAUAAAUCCAUCACUCUCCUCAAAUCUGGGACUUACAAAAUUAAAAGUGGCUGUUUUAGGAGUUAAGAAAUCCAACUGGGAAACGCUUAAGACAGGAAAGGCAGGAAAAUCCAGAGGUCUGUUUGACUCUCCCGGAGAUUCUAUCUAUAGCCUUUGGCAUGUCAUAUGUUGUGACAAUGAUUGCCUCGGCUGGCUUGUUCCUUAACCUUUCUUUUGAUUCCCCAGUUGUUGUGUUGCAUUGUAUCAGUGUCGUUCUAUUUCACCUAUGCAUUUAGUGUCAUGAUGCUUUGAAAAGAGCCCCUCUGCCCCAAGGGGCUUGUAAUCGAAAACAAACACUCUUGAUUUUGCGGGAAAUGUAUUGCUUGGAGUUGUUUUGAUAUAAAAUAAAUGUGCUUAUUGAAAAUAAAAAAUAUACACAAGGAAACGACAGAGGGAGGGGGAAAUGGAGGAGUGGGUGGACAAGGGGAGAAUGGGCAUAUAUUCUAAAGCUCAUCCAGUUCACAUUUAAAGCACAAGGCUUCCCACACAGAAACCUGGGGGGCUGUAGCUUCCCCAAGAUGUUCGUUCAUUCAUUUCCUUGCUCCUCUUCAUUUACAGAAUCUCAGAGUCCGCACAACCGGAGGCACGGAGUUUUUCACCCGCUCGGCCACAAAGUUUAAGGGUGCUUUGGCACAGAAGUUCAUGUUUGUGGAUGGAGACAAAGCCAUGAGUGGCUCCUACAGGUACGUGGACUUCCUAGACACCGCCCUUUAGAGACCAGCCGAGAAUCUGCUGCUCUGCCUGCAGUUUUUGAUAAGGAAUUCCAUGCCGUGUGAAACCAGACAGCUCAGUUGGCAGAGUGUGAGACUCUUAAUCUCAGGGUCAAUUCCUGCAUUGAAGGGGGUUGGACUAGAUGACCCGCAUGGUCCCUUCCAACUCUACAUUUCUACAGCGGACACGAAUGCAAAAAUUCACACAGCCUCUUUCAUUCUGGCAGGGCUUUCAAUCAUUUAAGCAGAAAUGGUUUAUGGGGGUGGAGGCAGAGCUUGGGACCAGUUUACUGGGGGGGGUCGCCUUACCCCAAAUAGGCCCACUCAACUGCUUCGACCUGAAGAACAGACAAGUCACAGGCACCACACACUUUUGUUAGGACGCGGCAACCCUUUGCAACAUUUUGCUGCACAUCCCACUUGUAUUCCACUGCUUCCACUGAUGCAGUGUAUUGACCCCUGCAGCCAAUACACCAAUCCCCAUCUUCAUCUCAGUCCUAUUUGCAUGGCCAGCAACUAACAUCAAAAUUCCGCUUUGGCUAUUGCUUUCAAUAGGCAAGUGGCCUAGAAAUAUUUGUAAUGUGUUAGAAUAAACACACACACACACACACACACACACACACACACACAGUGCCACAUCACUGACUGUUAUGCUUUCCAUACCAGAAAACAAAACGUCAAGACCAAAAGUGGGCAUCUAUAGGCGAGCAAUAAUUAGCAUAAGUGCUCCAUCCAUGUUAUUAUCUGGUUGACAUUUUGAUUACAUUUUUUCCAUUGUUAUGGCAAAUGUGAUUGCAAUUUUUAUUCAGUUUUGAUGAUUAUAUCAGUUCUUUGUUUAUUAUCAUGAAAUUCUUUGGGCCUCAGAUGGUUGGAAGGAGACAGGCAGGUGAAGAGUUUUAGAAAUUAAUUAAGGGGGGAGGUCUGUUUUCAGGACAGAGCAGGAUUUGAUGAGCCUACAAAUUCACACACCUAUUGUAAGAUUUUUAUUCUUCAGAAUUAUGCCUUUACUACGGCUGCAUUCACAUGCAAUGCUAAGCCAUAGUUUGCUUUAACCAUGGUUUGUUCCACAAACCACGAAUAAUCUCACAGACUGGGUAUAACUUCUACAAAGCUUGGUUUGUUUCCCAGCUGCUCUUGUCUUGAGCCUCUGUAGCUCAGUGAGCAUCUGAGACAAGGUGUCUCAGAUAUUAGGAGAUAAUAUCAAAUCCGAUUUAAAGCCAUGGUUUGUAGGACAGCUUCACACCAUGGUUUAUUGCCAUGAAAACAAACCAUCGUUGGUCUGCUGGGCUUGUGCAUUCCAGCAAACCCACAGUUCCCAUAGUUAGAUGAAAACAAACCAUGGUUUGCCAUUGAGUGCAAACUAGGCCAUUGGGAGGCAGAUUUUAGCAGAUCUUUUGUUUUCAUCUAAAUACAGGAAGGGGCAGGGACCAAGUCAUUAAUAACUCCUGUAUCUGUUCCUACCCAGCUUCACCUGGUCCGCUGCAAGAACCGACAGGAACAUCAUCUCGGUCCUCACAGGACAGGUGGUCGAGGCAUUUGACAAGCAGUUCCAGGAGCUGUACCUCAUGUCUCGGGGGGUCAGCCUGAAAUCUAUCCCCAUGGAAGAGGAGCCGGAACCAGAGCCUCUCAUAUUACCAACUCUCGCCCCCGUGAACCCAGCCGUGGUGAAGAAAAUGUUCAACCCCAAGUACGCCCUCGUCAAGGCAAAGAGCGCCGAGCAGAUUAACAACAGCAAGGCCAGCAGCGACAAGAACGUCGCCGAGCAGCAGAAGGCCGAAGCGAAGAAGAAAGCCAUCCCGGAGGCUCGGGUAUCCGAGAGGCCCAGCGACAUCGUCGAGACGGCGCCGCCUAUUCACCCAGGACUGCUUAACCUGGAGAAAGCCAACAUGUUUGAAUACCUGCCAACUUGGGUUGAACCUGACCCAGAACCCGGGAGCGAGAUAUUGGGCUACAUCAACAUUAUCGAUCCCAAAAUCAAGAACAUCCAGCUGUCGCAGAUGAACCGCAUCAAGGUGUGCGACGUCUCAAAAGCCAACGCCCAGCACAAGAAGAUGCUCAGGCAAAAAUCCCAAGAGGCUAAAAGAGGCCACGACAACCAGCCUGCCGUGACGCCUUGCCAACAGCUCAAUGCUGCCGCUGCCCCGGCGCAAACCCAGGAGGCCCGUCCGAACCCCACAGCCAGCCCCACGGAAAAGACUCCAGGGAACUCGAGGAACGGAGAGACAUUCGCCACUCUGGCCAACAGUCAGCACUUGAAGCAGCCACUGGACGCACAAACUCAAGGCCAAGGGGACAGCAAGGGCGCUGUGCCCCCAGUCCCCAAACCACGGACAGUCCACGUGACGGACUUGAUCUCCACGAAAGCUGUAUGUGCCGAGGACGGAGCUGCUUCGGCAGAGGACACCCAAACGCAGCAUCCGGGGACCGGGGCCACAAACGCAACACAGAAUGAGAAUCCCGAACAGGGUCCGGAUGCAAGGAGCAGCUGCAAACUCAGUCGGCAGGCGUCCGUCUAUGAGGAAGUAGCCCCCUUCCCCGUGAAUGGGGUUCAAGGGGGCGAGGCCGAGGAGGAAGAGGAAGAGGAGGACUAUGUGACAUUAAGCGACCACGAGAGCCUGUCGGGCAGUUCCGCCACCAACCACAGCCACCUCCACUCCGACGCGUCCUCCGUCUCCGAUGAAUACUGCAAGGGGAGGCGGCCCUGCGGGCCUCUGCGGAGGACCAAUUCCGACUUCCUCCCCAACGGAGGCGGCCACAGCCCUCAGCACCACCCAGACUUUCAGAGGAAGCUGAGCGAGCCCUACAUGAGUCGGGGCACCUUCCCCAGUCCUCUGGGGAGCCCCCAGCCGAUGCUAAGCCUGGGGGUGGCCAGCCAGAUGAGGAGGAGAAGCGACAGUGUGGAGGAGAUUAGGUGUGUUUUGGGAAGGGACCGUAAUCCGCAUGCUUUGCCCGACGGCUACAAUACCUGUCUGAGCAAUGCUCCACAGGUAGGAUUAUCUGUUGUACCCUUUUACACUUAGCUUGUUGUAAAGUUCUGUAACGUAACAAGAGACGGCACACGAAGCACAGCUGAGAGCUAAUAUAGGUCAAACCUAUAUAGGAUCAAACCUGUAAUAAUAUAGCUUUGAUCCCAAUGCAUGAUUGCUGUGCUAAUGACUGCGACUGUCACCUGAUAAUCUGUAUUUUCCACUGGGUGGGGCAGAUGGGAGGAAGGUUCUGGAGGUGGGAAGUCUGGCGUAAGAGAUGCCAAGACAGUCAUCAAAAGAACUUGGCCAAAAAGCUGGUUUGGUUGUGCAUUCCAAAAUGGUAGACGACUCAGAGAACUAUGGUCACAUUCACACAAUACAUUUAAAACUUUAAACAGUUGUGGCUUCCCCCAAAGAAUUCUGGGAGCUGCAGGUGGUUUUUUUAAAGAGUGCUGCAACUUGUUCGGAAACUCCUGUUCCCUUCCUCACAGAGCUACAAUUCCCAGAGUUCUCUAAGGAGAAGCCUUGGCCUGUUAACCCCUCUGGUAGUUCUGCUGGGGAGGAAUACAAGAGGUGCCCUAAAAACUCCCAGCAUCCUUAAACGACACUUCCCAUGAUUCUUCAAAGGAAACCACAAUUGUUUAAAGUGAAAGGAUACUGCUUCAAACGGAUAGAGCACAUUGGGGCUAACACUGGGUGCAAGUGAGAGCGAUCUCAGUUCUCCAAACGCUGGUUCUUAUACAGCCGUAACAAAACUACGCACUGACGAGAGAGAUAUCAGCACCCUGACAAAUAAAUACUUAGAAAAACAAGUCUUCGGGGGUGAGGGGAGAGAGGGGGUGCCCACCAAAGGACUGAGCGCCCACUUUCAGUAGCUGUUGCUGGGUAGAGCUGGAACGAGACAGAACACCGGGUGGAAGAGAAAAUGGGAUGGAGCUCUUUAAGAAGGAGGACUCACCGCUGCAACAUUUUGUUGCAGGCCCCACACGUAAUCAUUUAAUUUCAUAUCGCCAGAGGCGAUACGUCUGCCAGACUCUGACACUUUAACAUGGCCUCCGCUCCUCCCAAUCCGCUGCAUUUUGAGGGGAAGCCGAUCCGCGUUAGGAAAUUGGAGGAACAGCCCCAGGCCUGCGGGAUUUCGGGCCUCUGCCGUCCCAAAUCACGGCAGCCUCUUUGGCACCUGAGCGAGAGCAGUGUGUGUGGAUUUUGCCACCUAUGCAAAGCGGAGCGAGGCAUGGCCCGGCCUGCCCACGAAAACACACCCUUCUUAAGCUGCGUUGCUGUCUCUCCUUGUUCCAAACGCGGUCAUCAAAAGCAUAAAUGCCUGGACGCAUUCUCACACGAGAGGAGCGUCACAAACACGCUAUAAAACAGGGAGGGCGGCGUCUGUUCGUCAACAUUGCAAUGGCUGGCUUUGUGGGAUUUGCAAACAGGCUAAGUAGGCUGCAGCUUAGAGCCUCAGAUAACAAGGGGCCUCUCAAUAAAUUUUAUUUGGCUAAAUUUCAGGUUUUGCCCAGCCGGCAAGGAAUAAAUAGGCUCAUGGCAAGUUACAUAUUUUUGCCGAGUUGUACAUUUCCAGUUGCAUCCUCGCCUACGUAUGUGUAUAAAUGGAAAUAUAAAACUUCAUUAUUUCUAUUUUCAUUGUUCUUCCUGUUAGAAUAAUACACAUUUGGUGGGAGGGGGUAACGCUAUGGGGUCUUUUACAUUUGGCGUAGCUUAACAAGGAAGAUGCUUGUAAAAAAAUAAGUCCAUAUUGUUCAAAACUGCAUACAAAAAUGUGUUUAUUAAGAAAAACUCGCACUAAAAUGUUGAUUGGUUUUCAUGAGAAUUCUAAUUUUUUUCCCCCCUUAACGAAAUAGUAAUUGCGGACUGUUGCGGAAAUAUGUGGGAACUGAUUUUAAGACUGGGGAAACGAGAAACUGAGAGCGCCUAAAUUGCCAGAUCUAUCCAUCCUUAUAUAGGUUGCACCCUUACUUCUGAGUAGCUGUGCUUAGGAGGCUUGCAAGCCAUGGGUGAUGUAAGAACAUAGUUCUGUGGAUGAAAGAAAACUUUAUCUGAGCCAAGCACAACACAUUAUCUGCCUGCGCUUGGCCACUUAAGAUGCUGAUGAUACUUUCAACUCGCCUUCCCUCUCCCAGGGGCCGGUCGACUUUUGCAAGGCUGGGCGUGCCGAUGCCUUUGAAGUCUUGACGCAGCCGCGUCCCCUGACCUGGCAUGCUAUUAUUGACUGGGUCAGGCUGGUUUCUGUUACGCUUGCAAGAUGCUUAAACAGGCCAGGUGUUUCGGGCUGCUCUGAGGAGCUGCCUGUUGCCACUGAGAGCUCAGAGGCUCUUUCAAAGUCGCCUCUGAUGCAAACCCUACCAAGUAGGGUUGCCAGUUCUCCAGGACUGGCCGAAAGCCCCCCAGGUUUGCCUGGCCCACUUCCAGGUGGCAAGGGAAGGGCUUGAAACUCCAGGCGAGCAAGGGUCCCUCUAAUACUGAAAAAUGAUUAAGAUGACAAUGUGUGUGGCAUGCAAGCUUCUUCAGCCUGGAAAGACCUGGCUGCAAAUUAUUGUAUGAACUCUCGGGGAGUCCUCUCCCCUGCCAAUUAACUUCCAUCUCCAGGGCUCAGUGGUGCAAGGAUAACCAGGAUCUGCCCCAUGACAUCACCAGCACCCACCCCCUAUGUGUCAGGUUUGAGGUCUGAAAUUCUAGAGUCUGGGGUGCUCCUGACCUGCCAACGCUACUAUGAAAUCAUUUCCCUUUCAUUGUCUGCUUUCUUCAUUGCUUCCAUUUCUUUGCAUUAUAAUCUUCUUGCCGCCGUCAUCAAAUACGAAGUUAUCACCUCAUGUUCCACUGAACCCUCCCUAUUACUUAAGAGGAAGAACACAAGGCCAACACGUGCCCCCACCCCUUUACAUAUUUCUUAAAAGUAUAAUAAAACUUGUUGCUGUUGAACUACCAACAAAUAUGCUUCCCCCACACCUGCUUUUAAAAAGGAGACUGGGCAAGCUCACGGAGGGUGGAUUUAUCCAUGGCUACUAGUCAUGGUGGCUAAAUGGAACCUCCAAGUCCAGGGAAAGUCUACCUCAGAGUAACACUUGAUGGUUAAAGGCAAGAGAAGAAGAGGCCUGUUGCCUCCGUGACAGCUCCUCCGUGCCUCAAGAGUAUUAGAAAACUGUAAGGAUUGGGUCCCUGAGUUUCCUUCUUGGAGGUUAUUGCAGCUUACCUGGAUACAGGAUCCGGCUUAUCAUUCCGGGCAUGAUUAUGACAACCAUGGGAAGCAUUUUCAAAUAGCUGGCUAGGAUGGACCCGGCCUUGGCAUGAUUGAGGUUCUUUGCUGAGAGAGACCUCUGGACAAUGACCUGUGAGAAAGAGAGAGAGAGAAAAGGAUGUACCGUAUUUUUCGCUCUAUAGGACGCACCCGACCAUGGGACGCACCUUGUUUUAGAGGGGGAGAACAAGAAGAAAAAAAAUCUCCCCCUCUCUGCUCAGCGCCCCUUCAGCGAAGCAACAGGAGAAACGGAGCCCCUUCCAUUUCUCCUCCUGCUUGGCUGAAGGGGCGCUGAGCAGCUCUCCCUCUCUGCUGAAGCCAGGAGAGUCUUGCUCUCCCGGCUUCAGCAAAAGGAACCCGAAGCCUGCGGAGCGCAGCGGGAACUCAUGCUGCGCUCUGAAGGCUUCAGGCGGCUAUCCCUGAAGCCUGGAGAGUGAGAGGAAUCAGUGCGCACUGACCCCUCUCGCUCUCCAGGCUUCAGCGAAAGCAACGCGUAGCCUCCGGAGCGCGGAGGGAGCGCUCCCUCUGCGCUUUGGAGGCUUCGCAUUGCUAUCGCUGAAGCCAAGGAGCCUGCAUUCACUCCAUAGGACGCACACACAUUUCCCUUUAAUUUUUGGAGGGGGAAAAGUGCGUCCUAUAGAGCGACAAAUACGGUACCUCAUGGAUUGGGAAUCCUUUCCAGCAUAAGGGCCACAUUCCCUUCUCUGCAGCCUUCUGAGGGCCACUUGCCAGUGGCGCCCAAAGCAACACAUGUUGAUUUUCCCUUUCAACAGCAGGCUAGGUUCUAUACAUUUUAAGAUGGUGCCCAUCGACUGCAGUUACUAUUAAUUCUUCCAUUAAAAAAUCUAUUACCAAAUCAAGGAGGACACCUGCUUUAAUCAAAAGGCUGUUUGAUAAAAAUCAACGCAUCUAGCCAAUUGCACACUGCAGCCUUAAUUCAUUGUCAUCAAAGCUGCGGAUCUUGUAUGCAAGUAGCUACCUACGGUCGAUUCCCUUAAUUCUUUUCCACAAAGGUGGCUGGCAUUGUAGGCAAGAGAGACUUAACCAUAGCAUCCUAUUAUUUAUUCAAUAGGGCUGAUUGUAUGUUUUAUAAAACCAAUAUAGGCAGGGCUAGAUGACACUUGGCACAAAGCAUUUUAAAUUAUGCUCUAGUACAAUAAAAAAAAAAGCUAGAAAAUUGAUUUUUUGAAAUGUACCCAAUGGAAGUUCGUAUUUUCAGGAAGCUGAAUCCUGCGGUUUUUGACAACUGAUUCUAGCUUUUGGGGGGGGUUGGUUGUUUGUUUUUGCUGCGCUUCAAUAGAAUUGCAGGAUGCACACAAUCCUGAACAAAGAUGGAUGAGCUCUCCCAAGCUCAUCUCGCAUUAAUUCAGAAAGGGCUGAGAUUUGGGGAACCCCCAGACCAUUGUUUACAAGCCAACGUCCAGAAAAACGAUUCAAAUUUCAGCCUCUAAAAUAUUCCACUAUUCAAUGUGAUAGAGCAACGUUGCUCUGUUUCAUUGCGUACAGAGAGAAUUUAAAAGGCUGCAAGGACAAAAAUCAGUGGUGCUAGGUGUGGAGGACUGCUUCCACCGCCAGGUCCAUUAUCGGGCUUGAGCUUUGCAGCUGCUCUCCCAACAGCUGGCUGGAAGUUGGACGUUGUAGCCCAAAACAUCUGGAGAACAUCAAGUUGGGGAGAAGCAGGAUAAGGGGAGAAACCAGAAAUCCUUCUCUGGCUCAGAUUCUGGCCCCAGAAAAUAACUCUGGGGUUUGUUAAAGCUCAUCUCUCCUUUGAGUCAGGCAUGGACAAACUCGCAAAGUAUUUUUCCUGAACCUGACUUGGGAGAACUUCAAAUCCAGCGUCCCAAAUCCUGCCAGGGUGCAAAGAGUUGCUUCUGAUGCAACCAGGAGCUUGAGGUUGGUUGGUUGGUUGUUGCUGUUUUCAACAUUCUCUCCUUUGAACAGCGCCUCCACCCCAAAUCCUUAUCAAAAUCUGCUUCAAGAGCAGACCAUCCGUGGAGAGGGAAGCUGUCGCUUGAGAAAGAAAUAUCCUCGUUUGCCCUAAAAAUAAAACUUUGUGCUUAUGAUCCACUGAAGCCCAGUACUGAACUGUGUUCUAAAGCAAUAAAUCCCCAAUCAAAUUGUGCCUCUGCUGUGAACUUGGGACCAGACUACAUGUGAUGGCAGCAAAUUCCCUAUGGGAAAAGGGGGUCACUUUUAAUUAAAUUGCCCCCCAUCCUCCUUUGCCACCUGGAGCUCGUUAGAGAAUGGUUCAGUUCAGCUCUGAUUCAUCCAUUUGUGUCCAGUCAUCAGACCACGACAAAAAAAAACCAGUAUCAAAAUAGAAUGAAGUUAGUUCUUAACUUAGGUGAACUGCAACAUAAACAUUCUUAGAAUGCCAACCAUCCUUGGCAGAUCACAACAUGCUCCAUUAAAACGGAAAUAUUGUUCCACUGUUACAAAAUAUUAAAAUGAAAUAAAACAAAAUGAUGCCAAUCCGAAUAAACCUCUGUGAAACCUAAGUGAAGAUUGGCAUAAAACAAGUAGAAGAUUCUGAAAUAUCUUCCUGGCAAGAUACAACAUAAUAAUUUUCUCCUCUCCUUGCUUACUACAGACAGAAAAUGCACGGCCUCCGCAGUUACAUAUUUAUCUUGUCCAUCCAGCAGAUAAAUUACAGGCUCGCGGUCAGGCCUCUCCCCACCUCUCCCUAAAAUUUGCCCCAAAGUGUUGCUCUCUCAACACACUUCAAUAUAUAAUAAUAUGUACAAAGCCUACAGCCCAUUUUAAACCACAAGGACAGGUAUGUCCAGAAUACGGCAUAUUUCUUAACUUUCUUCCUAGGGUAGCUAAAGGCUGGUUCAGGUGCAAAAAGCAAUUGCCUGGUGAUUAAUAUUAAGGGGGGGAGGAUUUAAAUUGCACGAUGCCCCGUGAGUAAAGCCUGGGAGGGUUUGUUUUAAUAGACAAUGAGUGCAUGCAUCCUGCUUUGAAGGUGACGUGGGUGUCUGAGCAUGCUGCUUACAAAAGCCUGUCUUGUCCAUAUUUUCCCACUUCGCUGUUGAUGGGCAGGACUAAGCAUGCUGGUGACCUUCUCAGAUUCAUCAGAGAGCUGAAGGCUGCAGUCUUUGGGACCAUUACAAGGGAGAAUGCUCCACUAGGCAUGGUGGGACUCCAUUCCACAUAGGAAUGGAGGGGGGAUUCAAUUCAGUUGACAUUUAAAGGCAAACUACCCUAAGUUCGGGACACGGGUGGUGCUGUGGGUUAAACCACAGAGCCUAGGGCUUGCCGAUCAGAAGGUCGGCGGUUCGAAUCCCCUCGAUGGGGUGAGCUCCCGUUGCUCGGUCCCUGCUCCUGCCAACCUAGCAGUUCAAAAGCACGUAAAAAGUGCAAGUAGAUAAAUAGGUACCGCUCCGGCGGGAAGAUAAACGGCAUUUCCAUGUGCUGCUCCGGUUCGCCACAGAGCCUAGGACUUGCCGAUCAGAAGGUCGGCGGUUCGAAUCCCUGCAACGGGGUGAGCUCCCGUUGCUCGGUCCCUGCUCCUGAAUUCCCAAAUUCCCAGCCAUGCUCCAGCCAAGCGUUAUGUCUAGUAAUCAAAUCUGUGAGAGGACAAACGGUCAGGGGGGAAACCCUGUUUUCUAGCCAAGAAGGCAAAAAAUCAGGGGAAGCUCCUUCGGCCAAUAAAGCAAGAUGAGCGCCGCAACCCCAGAGUCAGCCACGACUGGACCUAAUGGUCAGGGGUCCCUUUACCUUUACCUUUAUUCCUAGUCUCCUGUCCUAGAAAUGAAAUUCAGCCAGCGAUGCUCCUAGCAUGAAUCACAGGAGCAUAGAAAGCUGAGUUAGACCAGCGAUCUGUCCCUUUCCACUAAGGCAGCCUUUCUCAACCUGUGGGUCCCCAGAUGUUGUUGAACUACAACUCCCAUCACCCCUAGCUAGCAAGGCCAGAGCUCAGGGAUGAUGGGAGUUGUAGUCCAACAACAUCUGGGGACCCACAGGUUGACAACCGCUGCACUAAGCGCUCUUCCACACUUCCGUUUGUCCCAGAUUUCUAAGCAUGGGACCAAGAGGUUUUUCCUUUCAUACUGCCCCAGGAAAACCUGCCGUUUUCUGCUGAAUCGGAAGAAACGUCUAUCAGGUUUGCUGCAGGAAAGCAACGGUGCAAAAGAAAAACUUCUCACACCCAUGCCUAGAAACCGGGGUACAAAGGAAGUGUGCCUGAAUGCACAUGGAAUUUCCUGUGCCUUCUUUGGUUGGAGAACUCCAUCACCAAAUCGGGAGAAGCGAAAAUUGCAACUAGAGUUAUGUUUCACACUCUGGGGAGGGUUAAUUUGGUAGGUUGCCAUUAAAUGCGAAAGGAAUGAAUUUCUCCCCUGCACUAGUCCAGAGCAAUUAACAUGGGCAGGCACUGGACUUCUCUGGGGAACAAGCAAAGAGAAGAUGCACAGGUAAGACAAGUCUAGUUUGGGCCUCUUAUUUGGAACAAUAAAAAUAGACUGAGGAGGACAGGAUCCCUCCUCUCCUCUGGUUCAUCCCCAUCUCUCUCCUCGAUUCCAGCUGGCUUCUCAGUUUCGCAAACUAUUUUUUUAAUCCCUGAUUCUUAUCAGCAUGUGGAUUUCAUUUCUGGCACAGGAGACCCUGCAGAAUAACAGGGCAGAACUUUUCUUCCUAUGAGAUCUCAGUGGCAGCCUUAAAGCCCUAGCCUGUGCAAGUUUACCCAGAAGUUAAACUCCUCUCACUCUCUUCCAGACAACUGCAGUUUUGAAAGUCGCAGGCGUCAUAAGUUAGGUUUUUUAACUGGAUUUAGCUUUGCUGCAUUUGUUGAGCUUGGUGCACCCCACUUGGAGACAAUUGCGAUGAAGCGGUAUAUAGAUUUUAGUGUGCUGAAUAAUAACAGCAAACACCAGGAAGGCUGACUCCCAACAUCAAAAAAGGACAUCAAAAAAGCAACAGCAGCAGCAGCAGCAGCAGCAGCAGGGAGGCAAUGUUCAAACGUAGGUGAAAAUUCAGCUUUUGCAAGCUGAAGAAAAAAAAUAGGGAUGCUCCAGCAGGCUCAUCAUCUUCAAAGCAGAACGUAACUAUUCAUUAUCUAUUAAAGUCAACCCGCCCAGGCCUUAUUCACAGGGCUGUUGUGCUAUUGUUCCCAUUGCACAGAAGAGGAAAACUAAGUCUUCCGCUUUCCUUUGCUUGCAUCCGAUAAGCGGGGGAAAUGCAGAAUGACUUUUGAUGGCACUCCUGUGACUCAACGGAAGUGCAUGAUUCACCUUGGCUUGGUGCAAGAUCAGGCAACAGCCAGCCCUGCCUUCGCCUUUUUCCUGGCAAUGAAGCAUAUCUCAGAUGAUUCACAGCUGAGGAUGUAAGAAGGCAUCGCUUUUCAUUCCUCCCUGUAUUUGUCUCAUGCAGGGUUGUUUCCGUACUGCUGCAGUUUGCCUUUUGCCAAAAAACUAUGUUAUUCACCUCGCUGCCUGCUGUGGUGAAAUUAUGCGGCUUACGUAAUUUAUGCAAUGACAUAAGUUACCUUGUCAUUACGAUAUUCCACCCCAUUCAUUUCAAUGCAAAGGAGAUGCAAUGCAAGGACCGUGGGAGGGGAACAUAAUCAAUGAUAUUUCAUUGGUGGACUGAAAGCAACAGCAGGAAAUAACCAUUGUGUUCAUUGGAUCAAUUUCCAUUCUGAACAUAGAAAACUCUACUCCUGUUUUCAGUAGAAUUCUCCGAUAUUUGUAUUUGCUGCAUGCCAUGUUGGCUGAGAGAGAGAGAGAGAGAGAAAUGGGAAUCUUUGCAGCCGUUGAUAAGUCCCAGUGUUAAAGAAAUAAGGGGCGCCCACUAAUUUCAUAAUGCACUUUUGCUAAUCUAUGUUGCUGCCGAAUUUGGAAGAAAGGUGCACCAUUCUGACUGUCUCAAAAAGGGGGGAAACGACAUUGCGGUUCUUGGAAAUGAUGAUAAUAAUAUUUUAUUUCUUGUACCCUGCCCAUCUGACUGGGUUGCCCCAGCCAAUCUGAGCAGCUUCCAACAGAAUACAGUCAUACCUCGGGUUACAGAUGCUUCAGGUUGCGUUUUUUCGGGUUACGGACCUGCCAAAAUCCAGAAUUACCGGAACGGGUUACUUCCGGGUUUCGGGGUCGCGCAUGCGCAGAAACACCGAAUCACAACCCGCGUGUGUGCAGACGCACCCCUGAGAGUUGCAAAUGUGCAUCCUGCACAGAUCACGUUCGCAACCCGAGCGUCCGCGGGAUAAAAGAACACAACAAAACAUCAAACAUUAAAAGCUUCCUGAUACUGGGCUGCCUUCAGAUGUCUCCUAAAGAUUGUAUAGUUACUUAUCUUCUUGACAUCUGAUAGGAGGGCGUUCCACAGGGCGGGCGCCACUACCGAGAAGGCCCUCUGCCUGGUUCCCUAUUGUUUCAUUUCUCACAGUGAAGAAGCCCCCAGAAGGCCCUCGGAGCUAAAUUUCAGUGUCUGGGCUGAAUGAUGAGGGUCAGGGGCACCAACAUUGGCCCCAGAUUACGGGUGCCCAACGGCACCCACAAUGUAACGUGAUGUCAUGUAACAUCGCGUGCGUCGCAGCGGCGCCUGGGAGGCCUCCCAUACGACUUCUGAGGUCACAUGAGAGGCCUCACAAGGUCUCCCAUGCAACUUCCAGUUUCUUCCGAGGUCUCAACUCUUGUUUCAAAACAUGGCUGGAAAUGACCAUGGGAAAUCACCUGUGGAAUGCUUGAGUCCCGUAGUGUGAAAUUGACGAUGGGCUCCAAGAGGGCCGGAUUUAGGUUUGAUGAGGCCCUAAGCUACUGAAGGUAAUGGGGCCCUUUAUAUGUCCAGCUGUCCUUUGUCAGGGACACGGGUGGUGCUGUGGUCUAAACCACAGAGCCUAGGGCUUGCCGAUCGGAAGGUCGGCGGUUCGAAUCCCCGCGACAGACGGAGUGAGCUCCCGUUGCUCAGUCCCUGCUCCUGCCAACCUAUCAGUUCAAAAGCACGUCAAGUGCAAGUAGAUAAAUAGGUACCGCUCCGGUGGGAAGGUAAACAGCAUUUCCGUGCGCUGCUCUGGUUUGCCAGAAGCGGCUUAGUCAUGCUGGCUACAUGACACGGAAAAAUUAUCUGUGGACAAAUGCCGGCUCCCUCGGCCUAUAGAGUGAGAUGAGCACACAACCCCAGAGUCGUCUGCGACUAGACCUCACGGUCAGGGGUACCUUUACCUUUUUAUGCAGCACUCCAACUAGAAAUGUACACAAAUACAUACAUACAUACAUACAUACAUACAUGAAAGUGCACACUGAAAUGCAAAUGUUGGUGAAAUUAGCAUGCUAAAAUGCAUCAUAGGGGAAAUUACUUUUAAAAAUGUAAACGGAAAAACUGCAUACAAAAAAAUGUGCAUAUUUGGAGAAAGUACAUUUGUCUCACUUCAGAGAAGCCGCACUCUGUUGCCAAGGUUUGAUUGGCUUUACAGACUAUGGUUUGUUGGAGAGAAACAAACGAUAGUAUUCAGUUCAGACAUAAUGCUAAGCCAGGGCUGAGGAGCCUUAUAUUGGGCCACAAUCCCUCAUGGGGUAAUUUCCAGGGGCCUGUUGCAAAAGUGGGUGGAGCAACAUAUGCAACUCUUGGCUUUGCAAAGUAGGUUGCUUUCCAGUUGUGCAAAAGUCAAAGCUUUCUACAUUCUCACAUGUUGCAUCUCUCCAUGCUCCAUUCAGGCAAGCAGACGGCGUUAUUACACUUCAUGGAUAUGUUCCAACUGUGGGAAUGUUCAGGGAGGCAGGAGAGGGUAUAUUGUUUAAUGAUAUGCUUCCUAACCUGCGUUAGCAAAUUCUAUAUCUUAGCAGAGUUUAAACAUUCCCCUUUAAACGCACAGCGGUUUGCUUGUUGCAGGUUAGCUUUAGGCUCUAAAUAUAGGAUUCCUGGUAAGAUCCCUUCUUGUCCCUCUUGAAAAGAAUAAACACGACAAUCUUAUUAAAGUGAAUAUAAAAGCAGUUUACUCACAUUCAUUCAGUUCACAGUUAGAUCCCUGAAGGCAGACUUAGGUUACAAAAGUAUAUAUACAUGUGGAACUAUCCCAUAAGGGAGUUAGUACCCAAGUGACUUCUCCUCACACAUAAAGAAAAACAAAAUGGAGGAGAGGAGCAAAAGAAGAUGGUGUGCUCCUCUUCCCCAGAUUAGGCCACACACACAGUAGUUACAUGUAGAGGAAGUCUGUCCCAGCUCAAGAGGAAACAGGAAGUUUUCUCCUAGCUGGUACAAAGCAUCUCCUAGCAUGUCCAUUCUAGGAAUGUUGUACUUGACUGCUAUGUAUCUGGAGAAGUGUGCAUGCACACAAAAGCUUAUACCCAGAACAAACAUAGUUGGUCUCCAAGGUGCUGCUGGACAAUUUGUUUAUUUUUUUAUUUAUUUCGACCGCGUCAGACCAACACGGCUACCCACCUGAAUCUUGACUGCUAUGUGUUUCACAUCCCACAUCAGCCAGGCGAAAAACGCUCAAGGAGGGUUUGGCCAAGGGAGGGUCCCCAAACAGAGGGCAAUAUACAGAAAUCUAGAAAGCUGCCUUUGGUGCAAUAGCCUGAGGUUCCCCACCUGUGGGCUAAGCCAAGAAUCGUGGUGAGGAAGAGCAAGAAUGGCCCAGAUCGCUGCAUUCGCAGAAACCCAUUAAUUAGGCUUUGCUGUGCUGUGUCAACAAGGCCCAAUAUAAGAAAGCUUCUUAGCAAUAUCCCAGCCUCUCCAGGUCAUCUGUCAUGGAUCCUGUUUGCUGAUCAGGUGUGGCACCCUAAUAAGUCUGUGUCGCUGUCUAAAUAUUUGCAAUUUUGCCUGGUUGUUUCAACAUGUUGAAAAGUCUCUCUGGCUCAAAGGUUUUGGCAGCCAGCAAGACUCCUUGAUCCAGGAUAAAGUGCGGCAGUACCUGGUUACAGAAUCAUAGAAUUGUAUCGUUGGAAGGAACCCUGGGGGUCAUUAGUCCAACCCCCAGCAAUGCAGGAAUCUCAGUUAAAGCGUCCAUGACAGAUGGCCACCCAGGGUUAACUAUUUUCAUUUCCUUUUAUUUAUAUGCAAAAAUUUCUGAACCACCAGCAAUAAGAAAAAGAUAUCAUGCUGCUAAACAUGUUAUCACCCAUAGUCCUGGCUAUAAAAUAACUACAGUGAUGGAUUAUGGUGGUUAUCGAUAUUAUUACUACACAGGGCUUGUAGCAUAUUCGGCAUAUUUCACCUGCUUUAUUUGAGCCAUCCUUACAAGAUAUAAGGUAGGAUAUGAUUAUUCACCCCCAUGAAGUAGGGGAAAGAGGCAAGGAGAAUAGAGGACUGCCAGCUACUCAGAAGAGAGGCUCCUGGUGUGCUUGUAAUAUGUUAAGAGUUUCUACAGUGCUUUGAAAACAUGUCGUUGUGACUUACAAGCUGUCUUGCUAGGAUUUAUGUCCUGAAAGAUGUGACGUACCGUAUUUUUCUGUGUAUAAGACGCCCCCCCAUGUAUAAGACGAGCCAUUUGCAGCACGGUGGGAUCACUUUAGGCUUCCCCCAAAGAAUCCUGGCAGCUGUGGUUUGUUAAGGGGGCUGAGAGUCGUUAGGAAGACCCCUCCCCAAACUACAAUUGCCAGAGUUCCUUGUGAAGAGAGACUGGUGAUGGUUAAACCGCUUUGGGAAGCGUUUGGCAUUCGACCUUUGGUCCCCAUUCUGUAGUGUAUCUAAGCAGACGGAACUGAAGUCGGGAUGGAAGGAUCCGACCAUUUUGAUUUCUCUCCGUUUCUCAUUCUUCCCAUCUUAAAUUCAGUUCUCUGCAUUUCUGCCACAAUUUGCAGGUUUUCUUUUUCAAAUCCUUGCGAAAAGUCUUCGGCUUUUUCGUGCAGACUUCUCCCAAUAAACCCACUUUUGUGUGCAGUUUUCGACUAAUGUAUACCUUUUUGCAAGCAAAUUCUCCUAACACGGGGCUUUUUUGCAUGUACUUUUCACUAAUAUACUCCUGCACAUUUUUAACUAACCCAUGCAUUUUUGGAAACGUCGGUUGGCUGAAGGCUUGGUGUAUUUCAGUUAUCAUGUAGGGCUCAUCCAACACUUCCACUUGUCCCAUUUCUAGGAAGCAGGGGUCCGAUGAGUUUUCCCCUUGCCCUGCUGAAUUGCCCCUUUAAUGCUAAAUUGGAGCAAACGUCAAUCUGGAGAUAACCUGAAUUGCCACUUGCUCAAAUUGUGCACCAAAGAGCUGGAGAAAAUAGCUGCGGGUCACAAGGAAGUUUGGAUAAGCCCAUAGUUUCAGAAACAGAAUCAAAUUUCUCCCUCAUUCCUAACAUUGAAAUGUUUGCUUGUUUGUUUCAUAUACUGCCCUUCACCUGAGGAUCACAGAGUAGUUUACAGAAAUACAUUUAAAUACAUUCUCUCUUUGUUUUGCCUGUCGCCUCCCCUUGUUUGCAUUAUGGACUGUAAGUUCAUUGCGGCAGGAACUUGUCCUGUUUUUGAAGCUGUCGUGACAUCACUGCCAUGACAUGACUGACAACAUCAUUGGCCGUGGCUGCUGCAAGUUGUGGACUAAAACAUCUGGAGAGGUUUUGGGUUCCUACACACACUUGCACACCCCUCUGUAUCCUCUAUCCGGGCAAACAAGAGACAGAGUCCAGGGAUGCAGUCCAGCCACACAAAAACACUCUGGAAGAGUACACCACAGGGUCAGUAAUGUGGGGCUUAGGGUGGAGUCCUGGGGACCAGAGAGAGUGGCCUGGAGGGGGACAUUUAGCCCCUGAACCUGAGGUUCCCCUCCCCCUGAUGUAAAUAAUACCAGAUACCAGUUGCUAACAACUUUCUUCCCCUUUUCGUGCUUCACAAACAGGGACCACAACUGCUCUGCUACGGGUCCAGGGUGCAAAUGUCUGUGGGAAGAGGCAAAAGUGGUUCCCCGCAGCAAGACGGACGCCAGGCCAAAAAGCAACCCCCAGGCCCAGCCGGCCAGCCGUACUGGCAGAGCAAAGGUUUCGGCACCUCCAAGAACACACAAGCCGGCCGCUUCUCCCAAGGAAGGAGCAGCCCCUCACGAGCAAUCUCCACCACAGAAGCCCAGAGGGCGGCGGAAGAAAUAAGGACACCCUUUGGCAUCCCGCUGUCCAAACUGUCGGAAUCCAAGCACCUAAAGAACAAGGUGUCUCCGUGGUCCGAUGCCAAGCGGAGGCAGCCAGGAGCCAGCAACCACAAAGAGCAAUAGGACAGGAGAUGGUCGCCCUGGGACGCUGAGAAAGAGCCCUGCCGGGGUCCGGGGAGGGACCCCCCACAAAAGUGGGGUUGCUUUGCAACAGUGCGCUCGCCCGGCGGGGAGAGGGGGGUUUACCUGGUCUGUGCACCAGUACCAUGUGGCCACGACCGAGAGCCCAAAGGUCAUUCCGGUCCAGGGCAAGUCUCCGGAGACGGGAUCCCGGAAGAGGUGCAUCGCAUCGAGCCUGGGCACGUGGCAGGUUGUGUUGGGGAUGAUCUUAGACGGCAUGGCCUUUAAGUAAGCUUCUUCCAGGUUCUGGUAGCCGCCGAUCUCGCCGAAAGCUUUGCAGGGGAUAGAGGGGGUGGGGAGAAGCAAUGAUUUGAAAUAGAUAUACCAAAACGGGAACAAAGGCUCACCUCUUCCUUCGCUUCCCACCGCGACUUUUAGCAAUGCAAGGAAAAAACCCGCCUUGGGGAUUUGGUAGGGGAACUCGCAAGCACGAUGGGUUUGCUGCGUUUCCUGAAAUCUCUAGCUCCCUUCGGUGGAGCAGGGGCUGCGUUGCAGGCAGAGGCUUGCAGGCUUGGUCCCUGCCAUUGCCGGUUAGACUGGCCGGAGCUAGAAGUAAUUGAUGGGAAAAUCCUUGGCCUGAAGCCCUGGGGAUUAGCCAGUGUAGGCAACACUCUAGCCUGGAUGGAUUUGGUAUCAGGCAUGGAGAGGGAAGCUUUUAGCCCCCAAGGGCCAUGCAUAGUACAGCUGUGUGUGUGUGUGCGUAGGUACCAACUCUAAGGGGCCCAGAUCACUUCGGGGGCCCCCCCCCAAAAUAUGGAGGGCCAGCUAGACCCCCAAUGGUGAGAACAAUCAGUUGUGGAGGAGGCCGAUCUCGAAGCCAGGCACAGCGUGGUUUCAGUGGCUAUUGGCUUCUCCUGCUGCCAUGGAAGGGAAGGGGGGGGGGAGCAGCCCCCAGCUGUGGCAGCAGCAGCAGGAGGAGACUGAGUGCCAGAGUAGAGCCUUCAGCCACUGAAGCCGCGCUGCCGUCCUGUUCGGCUCCACCCCUGGCACGUCCUGGCAUCCCACACGUCAUGCAUGCAUCACCGGCCCUCCAAUCUUCUACUCAAGUUGGCGCCUCUCGCUGCAAGCCUGUGGGUGUGGCUAGAGUCAGUGGUGGGUGGGGCCAUUCACACACACACCCCCUCUGCACACUGGCCCUCAUCUUCAUCAGAGGUGGCCGUCUCCUCCCAUGCCAUCCUCCCCAUCGCAACUGUGUCAGCCCACCCAGCGGUCGGGGAGCAAUAAUAAUAACAAUUUAUUAUUUAUGCCCCGCCCAUCUGGCUGGGUUUCCCCAGCCACUCUGGGCAGCUCCCAACAGAAUAUUAAAAACACAAUAAAAACAUCAAACAUUAAAAACUUCCCUAGACAGGGCUGCCUUCAGAUGUCUUCUAAAAGUCAGAGAGUUGUUUAUUUCCUUGACAUCUGACAGGAAGGGCAUUCCACAGGGCAGGCGCCACCACCGAGAAGGCCCUGUGCCUGGUUCCCUGUAACCUCACUUCUCACAGGGAGGGAACAGCCAGAAGACCCUCGGAGCUGGACCUCAGUGUCUGGGCUGAACGAUAGGGGUGGAGACGCUCCUUCAGGUAUACUGGGCUGAGGCUGUUUAGGACUUUAAAUGCUGCACUGGGGGGGUCUCUGAGGCCCACUGGGCACAGGCAGCCCACACAGCAAUGCAAGGCAAUUCCUAAACCAUUUAAGCAGGAGUUUCUGGGUUUAUUUUGGCCAGAGAGGUACAGCCACUUAGGGUCAGAGACUAGGAGUCGGAUUCCUCUUCAAUCAGAUGAUGGAGCUGAGGACUCUGAACCUAAAGAGGACGGGCGUAUGAUUCUAUAUAGGGCCAGCCCCAGAAGUGCUGCUACCCACUUAACCUGUGGGAUGUGUUCUGACUCAGAGGACUCUGCUGUAGGAGAAGACCUGGAAGACCUGAACCUUCCCUGCUCCGUCACAGUAGGACAGGCACCCCCAAACCCGACCCUCCAGAUGUUUUGGGACUACAAUUCCCAUCAUCCCUGACCACUGGUCCUGUUAGCUAGGGAUGAUGUGAGUUGUAGUCCCAAAACUUCUGGAGGGCCGAGUUUGGGGGUGCCUGCAGUAGGAGAUGGUUGGGAAAGGCUGUGUCCCUUUAAGUCAAGCAGGGUGUUGAAUUAAAGUUGGUGAGAAGACUCAGGCUACACCUGGUUCCAUUAUGGGCUGGGUUGCAACUUGUUCCUUGCUGGGCCAAAUUCAGAGGCAGAACCUGCCUUGUGUCCUGCCUGAAUUUUGUCCCACCUUGUCCUGUAACCAUCCAGGAUCUCACCUUCUCCUACAGCCUCUUGGGCCUUGGCACAAGACAAGCGGGUAAACGUAUUCUUCAUAUGUACAAGUUUUGAGAUUCACACCUUUACAGUUAAAGGGAUCACAGGUAGCAGGUGAUGGGAAAGAGACCCACUCGUCCCUGAGACGGUGGAGAGCAACUGCAAGUCGGGCUAUGCAGUCCUGGGCAAAGGGAAUCAAUUGCCUGAGUCAGCAUUCUGCUUCGGAUGUUGCCUGAUCAUCAAGGGAGGUUAGCAAAGGCUGAAUCAGAUUUCUCCCCCAAAAGUUGCAAUAAUGGUGAUGAGGAUUGAGUCACCCCGGGGUUUGCAACCCUUCCAGGGUGAGCCAACAGCUUCCCCAGACGAAAGCCCGCUUUUGCAAAGACACCGUGUCCUGAACCAAAACAAGCGCCCACAAAUACCGCAGAUUAAGACCGCUCUCUUGGGAAAGUUAAUGAUUUGAAGCAGUUUGCAAAAGGGGCAGGAUUUGCAGCCUUUGUUUUGAGCGUCAACAGGAAUUAGUGGCCGGGUUCUUUUCAAAGCCUUGUCAUGGCAACCACGCAGCGAGCCACCCAACCAGGGCGUGGGCAGGAUUACCACAUGAUCCGUCCCCCUUCAAUGGUGGCUUUAGAUGUAAGCUCCAGAGUAUCGGCUGAUUUAAUGGGCUGCGGGGGCCGGUUCAAGGCGUCGGGGUGACUGGGGUCAGAAAGCCAAAAUGGCGCCCACACCCAUUAACUGACCUGGGACACAAGAAGUUUCUCUGCACAAGCUUUUCACUAAAACGAUCAUUACAAACAAAAGCAACGGUGCACGCUGGUUUACUCAGAACCUUCUUAAUUUAUUCUGCUCAAACCCACUCGGAUCACAUCCACAUACCACACGUUUCAAGCACGUUUAGACCCCUUUGGCAGUCGUGGAUUUCUGCCCCGCAAAAAUUCCAGGAACUGUAGUCUAUCCCUCACUGAGGUACAAUUUCCAGCAGCCUACACAAACUGCAAGGGACACGGGUGGCGCUGUGGGUUAAACCACAGAGCCUAGGACUUGCCGAACAGAAGGUCGGCGGUUCGAAUCCCCGCGACGGGGUGAGCUCCCGUUGCUCGGUCCCUGCUCCUUCCAACCUAGCAGUUUGAAAGCACGUCAAAGUGCAAGUAGAUAAAUAGGUACUGCUCCUGCGGGAAGGUAAAUGGCGUUUCCGUGCGCUGCUCUGGUUCUCCAGAAGCGGCUUAGUCACCCUGGCCACAUGACCCGGAAGCUGUACGCCGGCUCCCUCGGCCAAUAAAGCGAGAUGAGCACCGCAACCCCAGAGUCGACCACGACUGGACCUAAUGGUCAGGCGUCCCUUUACCUUUUUACACAAACUGCAAGCAAACUACAGUUCCCAUUAUUCUUGGCGGGGGGGGAGCUGUGUGCUUUACUUGUGUGGCAUGGAUUUGAAUUCAGAUAGUAUAUACUAAACAUCAUGAGGUUUUCUUUCUUGGGGGGGGGGGGUUGGAGAGAGAGAAAGCCAUGCACGACAGCCCAUUCGCCAUCGGUUCUUCCUCAUUAGGGGUUUAGCGUGAAAACUCCCUGUUUCCUUUCUUUCUAUAUACAGGGCACCCACAGGACAAUGUCAUCCAUUUCCCCUUCGAUUCUUUCUCCCCACCCCCCACCCCCAGAAAGAUAGAAGAGGAACUCUGUCUCCACAGGGGCAAAUGACUUUAGCCCUUCUCUUUUCUUUCUUUCUUUCUUUCUUUCUCUUUCUUUCUUUCUUUCUUUCUUUCUCCUCAUUUUUAACUUGGGCAGUGACGUAUCGCGGUAGUGAACUUACAACUGCAUUAUUUGUGGUUGUAUUGUGCAUUUAGCAUGAACUCUGGAAAUGUAUACACGAUUCUGAACAAACUAAGCCAGAGGUAUACACUCGAGUAUACACAUUCAGAGUUCAUGCUAAAUAUAUUACUUCUGGUAAAUGAGCCACCAUGAAACCAAAGGGGGCGCAUUGGUUGCCAGGUGUGAAACAUCUUGGCGUUAUUUUCAGAUCUCCUACCCCAGUAACACACUAAACCACUCUGACUCCAUAGGGGAAAUAGAGAAGCUAAAGAACUGCCCUUGCGGAAUCAGGACAUUAGGGGCGUAUAUGUGUAAAUGCAAUUUCCUUUGCACCUAUAAGGAACAGGAAAUAGCCAAACUUCCUCCAAGGUUAAAGAUGUGCUGCUGUUCUCAAGACUUCUUUUAAAAAUCUAACUAGAUACGCACUCCAGCACGACUGGUUCAUGCAGUUGCUACAGGAGUUUGCCUCAUUGUACAGCCUCCA
This is a messenger RNA of Podarcis lilfordi (Lilford's wall lizard), 44472 nucleotides long. The record is from the annotation of a GenBank genome assembly. Lineage: Eukaryota; Metazoa; Chordata; Lepidosauria; Squamata; Lacertidae.